Messenger RNA from Melitaea cinxia (Glanville fritillary), 2928 nucleotides. RefSeq names its product neuroligin-4, Y-linked-like. The coding region runs from base 1 to 2928 and encodes 975 amino acids. Lineage: Eukaryota; Metazoa; Arthropoda; Insecta; Lepidoptera; Nymphalidae. The transcript has 11 exons. Gene Ontology annotation, cellular component: cell surface; postsynaptic membrane; synapse. The record is from RefSeq and is a predicted model, not a curated record. Gene Ontology annotation, biological process: synaptic vesicle endocytosis; chemical synaptic transmission; postsynaptic membrane assembly. Gene Ontology annotation, molecular function: signaling receptor activity; neurexin family protein binding.
AUGGCCAUCAAUAAACUGCCAUUACACAUCUGCAAUUCUAUAAAGCAGUAUUGGUCGACGAGAAGGAUCACAGUGCAACGAAAAUUCAAAUUCCAAACUCAGGAGAGAUGUACAUUAGUGAUACUAUUAGUGUUACUGCUAAGUGUGAACUCGAGCGGAAAUAAUUUUAGUGGUGGUAGAAAUUCAAUGUUACGGACCAGAAUUAUAGGUACAAGAUACGGUAAAUUGCAAGGUGUGAUACUACCGAUGGAUCAACAUAAGUAUUUAAAGCCAGUAGAAGCGUAUUUAGGUGUUCCAUACGCGACACCACCUACAGGAUCAAAUAGAUUUGCCCCAACUCGGGCGCCAGCACCGUGGGACGAUGUAAAGACUGUCGACCAAAUGGGACCAGUGUGUCCUCAACGAUUGCCAGAUAUCUCGAAUGAGACUAUUACUCUUGAAAGAAUGCCAAAAGGAAGACUCGAGUACUUGAGGCGAUUAUUGCCUAGAUUAAAAAAUCAAAGCGAAGACUGCCUAUAUAUGAAUAUUUAUACACCAGUUCAAGUUGGCCCGACUCUUCAAGCGAAAUAUCCAGUGGUGAUAUUCAUCCACGGCGAAUCGUUCGAGUGGAAUUCGGGCAACGUGUACGAUGGCGCCGUUCUGGCGAGCUAUGCGGGCCUUGUGGUCAUCACGAUCAACUACCGCCUCGGGAUAUUGGGUUUCCUAAAUGCAAAUCCUAUACCGCAUUUGAAAGCAAGAGUAGCGAAUUACGGUCUAAUGGAUCAAAUAGCGGCCUUACAUUGGGUUCAGCAGAACAUUGCUUUAUUCGGUGGAGAUCCUGCCAAUGUAACUAUGCUCGGACAUGGUUCUGGUGCUGCUUGUAUUAAUUUCUUAAUGAUUUCACCCACUGUUAUGCCUGGUCUAUUCCAUAGAGCAAUCCUAUUAUCAGGUUCAGCCCUAAGCUCAUGGGCACUAGUAGAAGAUCCUGUUAGUUAUUCCGUCCAACUAGCCAAGCAGUCUAAUUGCACACUUCCUGAAGAUAUCGUUAAAGACCACGAACUUAUUGUAGACUGCCUUAGAGAAGUACCACUUCAAGAACUAAUGUCCGCAGAAAUCAGUACACCCAGCUACCUAACCGCGUUCGGUCCGUCAGUAGAUGGUGUUGUAGUUAAGACAGAUUAUGCGAAAGAACUGUUAACAUUCUUCAUACCGAACGAUCUUCAAGGAUUCACCAGCGUAUCCGGUGUCAACAACAUCAAAGCAGACAAAAGGAACGGAGAUAGGAUUUUCGGGAUAAGAGGCGGACAAAAUAAAUAUGAUCUCCUAUUCGGAGUGGUAACGAGUGAAGCUCUCUGGAAAUUCUCGGCUCAAGACAUACAAAACGGUUUCGAGGGCGAGAGGCGGGACAGAAUAAUAAGGACAUAUGUUCGAAACGCCUACACAUAUCAUUUGAGCGAAAUAUUUUUCACAAUAGUCAAUGAAUAUACAGACUGGGAGAGGACAGUUCAGCAUCCAAUCAAUACACGAGAUGCGGCAGUACUGGCGUUAUCCGAUGCACAGUAUGUAGCUCCUCUGGUACAAACCGGUGAUUUUCUGAGCGUCAGCAAAAGUUCCGUAGGAACCGGCCCGAAUACCUUCUUUUAUGUAUUCGAUUACCAAACAAAAGACGGAGACUAUCCUCAACGCAUGGGUUCGGUCCAUGGAGAAGAACUGCCGUAUCUAUUUGGAGCACCACUGGUUGAAGGUCUUGGUCAUUUCCCGAAGAAUUACACAAAAUCUGAAAUCGCAUUAUCGGAAGCUUUCAUUCUUUACGUAGCGAACUUCGUGAGAACCGGGAACCCGAAUGAAGCUCAAAGGCAAGAGGCCGUAUUACCAAUAUCAAGAGAACGUAACAAAUUCAAGAGUAUUUUCUGGGACGAAUAUGACACACUACAUCAGAAGUAUUUGGAAAUUGGAAUGAAGCCUCGCAUGAAAAACCAUUACCGAGCUCACCAGCUGUCGGUGUGGCUGCGGCUAAUCCCGGAAAUCCAUCGGGCCGGGAUGAAGGACGUUGUCGCGAAACACAACCUAUUUCGCAACCACAACGACCCGGAAUUGUACGAUGGCUUAGUCCGCCCCGAUCCGCUCACCCGGGCGAACUACUACGAUCCUACGUUGGAGCUUUACCGUCGACCGUACAAUAUCAGCCUAGACAUAGCGUCGACUACUACAGAGACCUACGUAACGACUUGCAUCAGCGUCAUGUCACCCCGACCCGACUCACUUGUCACUCAAAGUCAGACGAACAGUUCUCAUUCUCAAGACGUUUCCAAUUUAGAGGUCGCCGGGUACACGGCGUACUCGACAGCCCUUAGUGUCACAAUAGCAAUUGGAUGUUCCCUAUUAAUCUUGAAUGUACUGAUAUUCGCCGGGGUUUACUACCAACGGGAUAAGACUAGAUUGCAAGUAAAAGCUUUACAGCAGCAAAAGAGAAAUCACAACGCUACAUUCGAUAGUGUUUCGUCGAAACAUCCACAUUAUUUCGUCGGACAUUCGCAAAGUUCGAGUACGAUCGUCGACAUCGAUCAUCAAGAUAAAAACGCGAUUAUCGCUAUGACAAACCGCGUGCCUCAUUUCACGAGUUCGAACUGUCCGAACGUCUGUCACACGGGUAUUCAAAUGUCGAAUUUAAUGCAGAAAUCUAGUCCGACAAAUAGGGGUCAAUGUACGACGUUACCGCGAAAAGUUGGGUUCAGCUAUCAGAAUCAAAUAUGUAACGCGUCGAAUUGUAUGACGCUGCCGAAGAAUGCCACUUUUGUGAGUAGUAGCAACUUGCCUGAUGUCCAGGCACAGACGGGUCAGACACAAACCCCAGGGAACGGUUCGGUACCAUCGUCGUCUCCACCGUCUCAGCACUUCUCCCAAAAAUCACGAGUCCCUCAAGCGGCAAUGUCGGAAAUGAAUGUAUGA